This is a messenger RNA of Leguminivora glycinivorella, 1277 nucleotides long. RefSeq names its product mediator of RNA polymerase II transcription subunit 8 (gene MED8). Gene Ontology annotation, biological process: regulation of transcription by RNA polymerase II. Lineage: Eukaryota; Metazoa; Arthropoda; Insecta; Lepidoptera; Tortricidae. The transcript is spliced from 5 exons. Gene Ontology annotation, molecular function: RNA polymerase II cis-regulatory region sequence-specific DNA binding; transcription coregulator activity. The record is from RefSeq and is a predicted model, not a curated record. Bases 185 to 961 code for a protein of 258 amino acids. Gene Ontology annotation, cellular component: mediator complex; core mediator complex.
GCAUUGGUUUUGCUUUACGGAAACUACUGAAAGUGAUUAAAAUUAUGUACUAUACGUUUACCUUUUUUUGUGGUUAAAGUGCUGUGUUGUUUGGUGGGCCACUGUUGCUUACUAUAAAAUAUUACCUUGUGUUAUUAUCAAUAAGACCUUUUCUUGAGAGAUCUAGUUAAACUGAAAUCUAAAAAUGCAACGUGAAGAAAAGCAGUUGGAAGUAACUCUUCAAGCCAUUCUGAACAGAGUGAAUGAUUUAAAAACUGCUAUCCAGGCUCUUAUUGCUAAACUUGAAAAUGAGUAUGAGACUAUCAACUGGCCAACAUUUCUUGAUAAUUAUGCCAUAUUAUCUGGUCAUUUAACUGGCUUAAGUAAAAUUCUUCAAGCCGAGAUGGCGCCUUCGCUGCGAGCAUUAGUAGUAUUGCCCCUACAGCUAGGCUGUGAGAGAGAUGAGGCACUGUCAAGGCUUACCGAAGGCCGUGUGCCAGCUUGCACACAUGACUUGGUGCCGGAUCUGCUGCGAACCAAGCCCGAACCGCAGGCUGAGCAGAGGCUACAACAGUUUAACCAUAAAGCUAGCACACUUAGCUAUGACACUGCUCAGAAACAAGUAGCCCAAUUCACAAAAGUCGUGAACCAUGUUUGGGAGAUUAUAUCCAAAGGACGAGAGGAUUGGGAAGGGGAAUCAAUGAGAUCUCAAGGCAUGCAACCGACGCACAGCAUUGGCGACACGCACGCGCUGGUGACGGCGGUGGGCACGGGCAAGGGGCUGCGGCCGGGGCUGGCGCUGGGCGGCGUGGGCGUGGGCGUGGGCGGCGUGGGCGUGGGCGCGCUGGGACUGGGCCCGGGCCCGCGCGCGCCCGGCCCGCCGCCGCCGCCCGGCCCGCAGCCCUCCGCCAUGCCCAAGGCGCCCUCCGCCAUCAAAACUAAUAUCAAGGCGGCCAACCAGAUACAUCCGUACCAACGAUAGAUAAGAAUUUUAAAUGAUUCGCGGUCAUAGUUUUAUUAGACUUAUAUUGACCAGAAUAUAAACCGUGAUUACACUGAUUGCCUAAAUUAGAUUUUUAUUGAGGUCCCGAUAUUACGAGUGUGAACGCAGUCGACGCGCGCGAAUGUGGGUAGAUCGCGCGCUGUCUACGCAACUUUACCCGCCGUCUGACUGCGUCAAAAUAUCGAGACCUCAAUAAAAAUCAAAAAGGUAAUCACGGUUUAUAUCUCGGUCAAUAUAAGACCAACGAUAGAUAUUUUAAUGUAAGAAUAGUAAAUAUAUAUUGUCAUUGUAUACA